Molecule: messenger RNA, 2074 nt
Organism: Cricetulus griseus (Chinese hamster)
Lineage: Eukaryota; Metazoa; Chordata; Mammalia; Rodentia; Cricetidae
Source: RefSeq, a predicted model, not a curated record
GCUCUUCCUGCUUUGAGUUUCAGUUUUGUUUAAUUGCUUGUGAUUCUGGAACCUAAGAAAGCCAAUCAACUUUCUGUCUUCUGUCUGCUCCACAGCUCAGAAAAACGUCUACUCUAUUUGCCCUUUGUUUCAGUCUGCUCCAGGCUCAGCAGUGGUUGCAGGAAUAUGGAAGUGACAACCAGAUUGACAUGGAUACAGGAAAGGGUUCUGGGAAAACUACUUGGGAAUACAUCAUUGACUCUUCUUUAUAAGUCUGGAGCUCAUGAAUUACAUGCUCUUGAUAUGAUCCAGAGAUGUUCUCAUCAGGGUUCCACAAUGACAGUCUUUCACUUGAAGCAAGACGUUGUGGGUAUUUUUAUGCUGGAACACUUUCCCGUUUUGCAUUCUAAAAAGCCAAGUACUUGUGUUCUGUUUGCAUUUAAAGAGAAUACCAGCACUGGAACAUCAGCUCUGUUUUUGAACGCACAGGUAGAAAUCAAUACUACAGAGCUGAAAUUUUUCUCAUCUGAUGAUAUGUGGAUCACUGUGAAUCCAAAGAAAAACAAACUUCAUCUAAGUGGCGAAGUCAUAAAAGAACUAGAACUUAAUCUUAAGUGUUUCUCUGAAUAUUUGGAAUGUGAAAUUUUUCGAGUUGAUGGUGUUAAGAAUGAUCCAGGCUUCAUAAAGAAGAUGCUGACCGCCAAACAGCACCGAAGAAGAUUCUUAUCUGCUCUCCGAGCCUACAGGCCCAGUGGAGACUUGGUUUCGGAAGUCCGUAUUCUCCUGGUGGGCCCCGUGGGUUCUGGGAAGUCCAGCUUUUUCAACUCAGUGAAGUCUGCUUUCUACGGCCACUUCACUCGCCAGGCAGUCAUGGGGUCUGAUGAAACCAGCAUUACUAAACAGUACAGAACAUAUUCUGUUAAAAAUGGAGAAGGAGGGAAAACACUUCCAUUUAUCUUGUGCGAUUCAAUGGGACUGGAUGAGAGGGAAGAAGCAGGACUAUGCCUAGAUGACAUACUUCAUAUAUUAAAAGGCUUUGUACCAGACAGGUAUCAGUUCGACCCAUGUAAGCCAAUUAAGCCCAGGCACUUGGCCUACAACACAUCUCCACCACUGAAGGACAGGAUCCACUGUGUGGCUUAUGUCUUAAACAUCAACUCUGUUAACUCACUGUCUGAUAAAAUGGUGGCAAAGCUCAAAAGAAUUCAGAGAGAUGUAACAGACUGUGGUAUAGGACAAGUAGUCUUGCUUACUAAUGUGGAUAACUGUGAUGAAGUUCUUGACGACAAUUUUACAAACAUGACAGAAAGUACGACUUCUCAAAGCCAGGUAAAGAAAGUCCAAAACAUGCUCACUAUUCCUGUAUCUAAUAUCCUGAUGGUCAGUAAUUACACUUCAGAGCAAUCAAUGCACCCUAUAAGGGAUAUUCUGAUCUUUGCUGCACUCAGGCAGAUGUUGCGGGCUGCAGAUGACUCCUUAGAAGACCUUCCUCUUGAGAACAGACAGGAUCAGCUAAUGGCUCCCUCAGCAGCCAGUCAUGCAUCAAAAAAAUGAAGAUGAAGCCUGAGAAGUGGAGAGGAAGGAAAUGACCUAACACAAAUCUGCUUCCAAACACUUGUACCCACUGCCGUUUCAUAUCUUGAUGCCUUUGCUUUUACUUAUCGAGCACAUUAUGCAAUUCUAUGCAUCCUAUCAAUCACACAAUGGUUACAAAAUUAUAUAGAUACCUGCUAUUCUAAAGAGAGUGUAAGUUCUUGGGGAAAAUAAGCUUUGGGUUUGCCUUUGUAGUCACAGAGCUCAGCCCAAGGUCUGGUAUGCAAUCAGAAUACUCAUAAUGGCUCUCCCGUACCACUUUCUCUAGAUAGAUGAUAUUUACUUUGGCAUCUACUCAUUAUGGAUGAAAAGACACAAAGAGUAAGAUGCUGGAAAGAGAAUGAGAAAAUAAGGACAGAGAGGGUCUUACUUAUCUUUGCUUGAAAACAUGAAUGCCUCUAAACAAACUUAAAUUAAUUAAAACGAGCCACUAUUUGUUAGCAACAUUGAUAACUACAUUAAAGUUUUAAUUUCAUGAAAUAAAGUUUCUUCCUGUAAUAUU